Molecule: messenger RNA, 3272 nt
Organism: Folsomia candida
Lineage: Eukaryota; Metazoa; Arthropoda; Collembola; Entomobryomorpha; Isotomidae
Product: signal transducer and activator of transcription 5A
Exons: 10
Coding region: 546-2816 (756 amino acids)
Biological process (GO): regulation of transcription by RNA polymerase II; defense response; regulation of cell population proliferation
Molecular function (GO): RNA polymerase II cis-regulatory region sequence-specific DNA binding; DNA-binding transcription factor activity, RNA polymerase II-specific
Source: RefSeq, a predicted model, not a curated record
UCCAAUUCAGUCCACAAAGUCAGGGUGUAUGUAUUUAUAUAAAUGUUCAUUAUGGACAUAUGUAUAGUUUGAAAAAGUUCAGUAUUAAUACAACGAGUACGUAUCAUAUGUAUCAUCAUUAGGACAACUUUUUUGCGUUAGUUUUGCAAUAACUUUUGUUAUAAGUGAUAAUCCAAAGGACAGUGAAGGAUUUGAUAAAAGACCAGACUCAUCAUGCAGAUCAUGCAGCAUACUAAAUAACAAUAAAUGCCAUAACUAACCAAAUAUACCCGGAUAUAAGAAAGAUAAGUUUUAAAAUGAUAAGCUGUUUGUUACUACAUAUAUCUUGACCUGGCGCAAUAGUCCUGCGUUUAACAUUGCAAAUAUACAAACAUACAUAUACAAAUACAUAUUUGUAUAUUGCAAAUAAAAUAUUGUUCAAAUAAUGACAUCCAAAAAUUAUUCUACAAACUAACACUGCAUUUCGGAUCGGCUGCUGCCUACACUCCUUGGUUGGUCCUCAAAGGCUUCACAUCAAUCUGAUUAAGUUAGUGAAAACCCCCAACAUGACCCAAUGGGAGAAAAUUGUUCAGUAUCAGUUGGUGGAAAAGGCUUGGGUUUGUUAUCAAGAACAAGAUUUUCCCAUCCAAGUUCGAAUGUUGCAAACCAAGAGAUUUUACCCAAAGUGGCUAGAAAUUUCUAUAAAUAAUGUCUAUGACACCGCUGCAAACAUCGAUUGCUCUUUUGAACCGCAAGUUGAGCAGUUCAAGACAAAUUUCUUUCGGGAAUUGAAUGCUGCUAUUGAGCAAAAGAUUUCGAAAGCAAGGGCAACGCAAAAUGCUCUUAGCAUAGUACAAACUCUUGACCUCCAAACAAGAAUUAAAGACCUUGAACGGCGUUUUAGUAAUAAUGCCUCUGGAUUUUUUAUGGUGGUAAAAACGUGUUUGGAAGCCGAGAAAAAUUUGAUCAGUGGGAUGGAUAGAGAAAUGUCGCUUGCAGUCCAGCCACAAUUAAUACCUGUUCAACCCCCAGUAUUACCCUCGUUAUUGCAACAAAGCAAAUUCAGCGUGGAGGCGGAAUUUUCCAGCCUAAGCACACUUCACCAGGAAAUAGUCCAUGAUACGAACUAUUUGCAAUCCUUGGAAUACUUCACAUCAUCGCAGAAUCAAGAUCCUCUGUCUUCAAUGGAGUCAAUUAUCAGACGGGAUCAAGUGAACUCUAGGCUUAAUCAAAAUCUGCAAAAUUUUGCAGCCCAGUCACAAAUUAUUUUCCAAAGGUUGUCGGUGCAGGUGAAUGAAAUUUCAAAAUGGUUGAAAUCAUGGAUGGUAGAUCAGCGAAGAGUACUAAAUGGUGACACUCCGAGAGUUGAUUUGGAAGAACUCAGUCUGCUAGCUAAUACUGUGACGAAAGGUCUUUUGAACUUGUACCAGAUUAUAAAAUUAUACAGCGCCAAUGGAGCAAUGAACGACAGAUUGGCCGAGAUACAAGUUUGGAUUGGUCACUGCGUCCGUACUUUAAUAACAGAAACAUUUAUUAUACAUGAACAACCCAAACAAAUCCUUCUCAUGAAGAGCAUCCUUAACAAAAAUAGCUCAAAGAAAUCGGUGAAAGUGAGGUUGUUGGUCGGACCUGCCUUGCAAAAUUUCGGAGUAACCCCGGUGGAAGCUUCACUCAUUGAGAGACCCGAAGCCAUCAAUGCGUCGAAGGACUUAAAUUAUGUUCCCAAAAUUGCCAUGAAACUUCAAAAUAAUAUCAGAGAUAUAGAUCCUCACAAGUAUAUUGCAGAUUUCAAGGAAAUUAAAAUGCCCAAAAAACGCGAAGAUUCUUCAACGACUGCAGAAAAAGGGAGCAAGCAGAAAAAUCCCACCGGAAACAAAGCGAAACAAGUCCCAACGCCGCAGAGAAAGUAUUAUUUUCAUUUUCGGAUAAAACUUUCCUGUUCUGAUCUUGAUAUUCCUGACCUGAGCUGUUCCACAACAUCUGUUCCUGUAAUUGUUGAUACGCACACAGAGAAGAAAAACGACAGUUGGGCCACCAUACUUUGGGACAACAUUUCUGCCGAGCUAGACCAAAACCCUUUCCCAGAAGACUUGAAAAUUGAUGGCAGUAAAUUAAUUGAUGUUUUUAGCAAGAUAUUUCAAAAGGAUACAGGCAGAGAAUUAUCUGUCAGAAAUAAGGAAUUUUUGCUGAAAAAGAUUAUGAGCUGUUCCGAUGUUCCCACUGAAAAAGUGAGUUGGGAAAUGUUUUUUCAUCACCCGUUACAAAACUGCUUAAGACCAGAAAAAUUGGUUGGGACGCAAAACGAGUCUCCAGACAAUGACGACGAGUCUGACUUGGAAUCAAUCACGUCAAAGUCAUCCAAACCUGUCAAGGUGAAACACGUAACGUUUCAUUCUUGGAUAUAUGAAAUCAAGCAAAUGUGCACGCCAUGCACCCAAAAUAAAACGGGGAUUCCCAAAUUUUGGAAGGAUGGCAUGAUUGAAGGAUUCAUUGAUAGAAAUACCCUUCAUGAGGAGCUACAGAAGAAAAAAGGUCGAUUUGCUUUGUAUUUUUCCGACGCGUUACUUGGAGGCCUGACAGUUGCUUGGUAUAACUUGGAAAUGAAAAAAUUGCAACGACUUUCUCCGUUCACGCCCAACACGUUCGUCGAAAAUAACGAACUCGAACGUCGACUUCAUGAUCAGACGCAGCUACAAAACUUGUACCCUGGUGAUCAACCGAAAAACAUUGCAUUUCCGUUUGAUGCAGAUCGAAUGACUGUAAUGCAAAGAAAAUUGGCGAAUGGUGGAUAUACUCCUCACUGUUCUAAACUGCAACAGAUGAAUCCAUUGAGUUAAUAAAUUACAAAUUUCCCUUGGUCGUCGUUACUUGCUAUUAUCAAAGGCUUCGUUUCGACUUGCUAAAUGCUAACUAUUCUAUAAUACCUGGUAAUUCGAUAAUCUAUUUCUACGUUACUACGAAAAAAUAGGAGACCUGAGAUUUAUCUCCUGAUGAAGAGAGAAGACUAGAACCGAAAGCUCCAGCAAAAUAUUGUUUGCACAAUUGCUGCUUUGCUGUACUCCACUAAAUUAUUGCUAAUUGUGUUAUCUUUACUGAAGCAUUUACAUUGAUUUAAGUUAAAAAGGUCAUAUAAACAUCACUAUACUUGCAAUAUGUAAAACCUACAGUGCAGACUUGAUAUAGCCCGAGUCAGGCUAAGUUGUGCUUAUCCCCUAAUCCGACUUUUAUGCAUAAAAUUUUGUAAAUAUAUAUCAAUAAAUUUAUAAAUUUAAAUGGAUUUUUUUCAAUUUAAA